CAUCGGAGCUGUCCUUGCAACAGCACCUCGAACUUGCCCCGGAUUUGGUUGCGUAUACGAACCUCACUGUCGAGGGAGAGCCCGAGUCUUUGAUGAUGGCACAGCCCGUGCCUCAUCAGCCCACCGAUAAGAAGCGCGUCAAGGUCUACGAACUCCGCAACAAUGACUGGUUCGAUCGAGGCACCGGCUUCUGCAGCGCGAGCUUUGAGACUCUUGAGGAUGGUCGCAAAGAACCGCGCGUCAUCGUUGAAUCAGAGGAUCAUCCCGACCGUCUUCUGCUAGAAACAAAAAUUCAAAAAGAAGAUGGAUUCCAGAAACAGCAAGAUACACUGAUUGUGUGGCAGGAACCUAGUAGUGGAGUUGACAUGGCACUCAGUUUUCAAGAAGCCGAGGGAUGCGCCAUGAUAUGGCGUUUUGUGAGCAAUGUUCAACAGACAUUUCACAACCAUCUGCCAGGAGCCGAUGACGGCCUUUCUGACGAUCUCCCUAUCGACGCUCCGCCGGCUAUCAACUUGCCCACAGCCGAACUUGGAAAUCUCGGAGAUAUAGAACAGACUAUGCGGAUGAUGAGCACAACAGCAAACGGACGUGAUGCUCUCGCCAAGGCAAUUAUGGCUGAGGACUUCAUCGGCAAAAUUGUCCCCCUGGUCGAGAUGGCUGAGGACCUCGAGAGUCUUCAAGACCUGCACCGGCUUUGCAACAUCAUGAAAACAGUCAUUCUUCUCAACGACACCUCAAUUAUAGAGCAUGCGGUGUCGGACGAAUGUGUUUUAGGUGUUGUUGGUGCUCUGGAAUACGACCCCGACUUUCCUAGUCACAAGGCUAAUCAUCGACACUGGCUGGGCAAUCAAGGUCGAUAUAAAGAAGUUGUCCCUAUCGAGGAGGAGCAAAUCCGCAGGAAGAUUCACCAAACAUACCGUCUACAGUACCUAAAGGAUGUUGUUCUGGCUAGAAUACUCGACGAUCCUACUUUUUCGGUUCUCAAUUCUCUUAUCUUUUUUAACCAAGUCGACAUUGUUCAACACCUGCAAGCGAACGCCGCUUUUCUUAAUGAGUUGUUUGGCAUCUUCAGACCCACGAACAGCGAUCAGAAGAGAAAGAAGGAAGCGGUGCUCUUCAUCCAGCAAUGUUGUGCUAUUGCCAAGAAUAUCCAACCACCGGCGCGUCAGACGUUAUACAACAACUUCAUCGCUCACGGACUCCUUUCUGUCAUCCACUUCGGGCUCAGACAUCAUGACGUGGGAGUUAGAGUUGGGGCAACUGACAUCCUGAUCUCUAUCAUCGAUCACGAUCCCCAAAUGAUUCGUCAGACUUUGUACCGUCAACUGCACGAGAACCAGACUCUCCUCACCGACUCUUUGAUUGAUCUUCUGCUGGUGGAAGUUGAUCUUGGUGUCAAGUCUCAAAUCUCAGAAGCACUCAGGGUCUUAUUAGACCCUGGUCCUCAACAAAUGCAAAAUAACGAGGCCCUUGCGAAGGCUAAUGGCGAGUUUAUGGGAAGACAGAGACCUCAAGUCGCCCUUGACCCUCAGCAAGAGACUUUCCUCAACAAAUUCUACGACAAGUCGGCUCCAAGGCUAUUCAAGCCCCUCAUGGACUUGGAGAAGCGAACGGACAUGAACUUUACUGUGCAGCAGGCAUCGAUGUUUACGUAUCUGAUUGAGAUCCAAACAUUCUUUAUUCGCUGUCACUAUUUACGCGUCAAGUUACAUGUCAUGUCUCACGAUAUCGUUAAGCGCAUUGCUCAGCUUCUCACAUGCCCUGAGAAAUUUUUGAGAUUAGUUGCUAUUCGUUUCUUCCGGUCAUUGAUCGGAAUGCAAGAUGAGUUUUACAUCAAGCAUCUCAUGGAGAAGCAGGUCUUGGGACCAAUUCUUGAAGUUCUUAUCGAGACCGUGCCCCGAGACAACCUCUUGGGCUCAGCAUCACUGGAAUUUUUCGAGUUCAUCAAGAAAGAAAACAUCAAAGAUCUGAUCAAACAUCUCGUGGUCAACUAUAGAGAACAGCUUAGAGCAUUGAGCUACAUGUCGACAUUUCGGGAGAUCCUUCUUAGAUAUGACCAAACUCAGGGUUACACGUCUAACGUCGACUAUUUCCUGGAAGCUGAAGACGAGAUGGGUAGGAGACCUCUAGCGAACACAAGGAUGGCCGAGCAAAUCACUGUUGAACAAGAGCAAGAGGAAUACUGGGCAACAUCUGAUCCUGAAGAUGAUGAUGACCAGUCAAGUAAAGAGGGAGAAAGGACACCAUCCACGAAUGGAUCAAUCACCUCGAAGCUACUAGUCGACUACGCAUCCGAUGAAGAGACUGACGAAAAUGCCGACCCUGAAGCAACACCAGAAGCGGACAGCCAACACAGCGACGUCGCAUCGGACGCUGUGCACUCGCCUAUUGAUUCGAGCCUUGGAGGAGGUAUCCCACCACCUGAGCGACUUUCAGAGAAGCGUCGACGUGAAGAGGAGGAAGACGAGGAUGAGAUGAGCAAAAUGAUGCAGAAUAAGAGACGCAGCAGCAGCGGUUCUGUCACAGCGAUCUCAGGCAACUCUCGCGGCCCACAAAGACGCAAAAGCUUCAACGUCAACUCUCCCGCUGGAGGCAAGAAGAUCGCCAUCAGUCUCUCUAGCGGCUUAAAAACAGGCAGCGGCCCAGGUUCCAACGAAGAGUCAUAAAUUCUCCUAACUUCUUUCGGCGAUGGCGUACCGGUUAUUGGUCUGUUUUUGGUUUAUCAUGAAAGGGGGUUGCAGACUUGAGGCCUCACUCCCGCACAAGUACAUUUAGCAAGUAUGGCUUGCUGGUUAACGGAACGGUCAGGUGGUGAGAACCGGCGUUGAUGUUUGAAAUAUCUUUGUGGCAUCCGUCACUAUAUUCUUAGUAUCACAUGCUUUGCU
Fusarium oxysporum Fo47 is the source of this 2885-nucleotide messenger RNA. Its product is annotated as component of IIS longevity pathway SMK-1-domain-containing protein. The transcript has 6 exons. Gene Ontology annotation, biological process: DNA damage response; protein dephosphorylation. The record is from RefSeq and is a predicted model, not a curated record. Gene Ontology annotation, cellular component: nucleoplasm; protein phosphatase 4 complex. Lineage: Eukaryota; Fungi; Ascomycota; Sordariomycetes; Hypocreales; Nectriaceae. Gene Ontology annotation, molecular function: protein phosphatase activator activity. The coding region runs from base 93 to 2666 and encodes 857 amino acids.